Messenger RNA from Helobdella robusta, 1038 nucleotides. RefSeq lists its product as hypothetical. NCBI's taxonomy places the organism in Eukaryota, Metazoa, Annelida, Clitellata, Rhynchobdellida, Glossiphoniidae. Gene Ontology annotation, molecular function: DNA-binding transcription factor activity, RNA polymerase II-specific; protein dimerization activity; RNA polymerase II cis-regulatory region sequence-specific DNA binding. Gene Ontology annotation, cellular component: nucleus. The transcript has 2 exons. Bases 1 to 1038 code for a protein of 345 amino acids. The record is from RefSeq and is a predicted model, not a curated record. Gene Ontology annotation, biological process: regulation of transcription by RNA polymerase II.
AUGAUCAUAUGCAGGGAGAAGACUUCGAGGUUGUCACUGGAGCGCGAUAAAAAGACUCGACGGGAGAUAGCGAACAGCAAUGAGAGGAGACGCAUGCAGAGUAUCAACAGUGGCUUCCAACAACUCAAGGCACUCUUGCCCGACACUGAAGAUGACAAGAGGAGCAAGUCAGUGAUUCUGCAUCAAGCUGUUGAACACAUUGCCAAAUUGGAAAGUGAGAAAGCCCACCUUCUCAACCAGAACUCCAAACUGAUGUGUCUCGUUCAACAGGAGAUGGAUGGUCGCAUGGUUGUCAAGAGAAAGCGAAUGAACAGUGGUGGUGGCACCAGUGACGAUAGUGAUGUCAGCAACAUCGUUUCACCACUCAUCGUUGAAGGAAAAGUAGAUGCAUACUAUCAGACUGACAACGUUUUAAUGGUGAACAAGAUGGAGAAGUUGGUCAAGGAGCUGAGGGGUCAGCUGGAAGAUGAACGAAAGAAAAGAUUGGCAUGCGAACGACAGCUCGAUAGCAUCAAAGUUGCUCUCAAAUGUUCAUCAUCAACAUCAUCGUCAACUUCUUCAUCAUCGUCGGCGUUAUUAUCGACAACUUCUUCAUCAUCUCUGUCCCCAAUGUCAGCAUUGAUGUCAGUUCAGAAAUCUGCACAGAGCAGCAUACCAUGUACAUCUCUCCUGAGUGUUACAACAUCUUCCACGCAUCAAUCUGACGAUGGCAAGGUCAUUGAUGAGUCACAUCAUUGCCUUGAUGGUGAUGUUGCAGGUGAAGAUGCUGCUGGUAGAUGUGGUAAGAGUAGCAAUAAGGGUGCUCUUCUUCUGGCCAUUAGCACCACUGAUAAUGAUAACAUUAACAAUAAUAAUAUUAAUAACAAUAACAAAAUUGAAAAUAUUGAUAAAAAUAAUACUGACAAAAAUGAAAACAGCAAAGAGGAAGUUUCUGUAAUGAUCAGUUCAGUUGAUGUGAGUAUUUAUUUAUGUCCUAUGUUUAUAUAUGAUGUGAUUGUGCUAUAUGAUGUUUACCCAUUCAUAUCCUUUUUGAAAUAA